Myotis myotis is the source of this 3042-nucleotide messenger RNA. Its product is annotated as collagen alpha-1(I) chain-like. Bases 31 to 897 code for a protein of 288 amino acids. The record is from RefSeq and is a predicted model, not a curated record. The transcript is spliced from 2 exons. Lineage: Eukaryota; Metazoa; Chordata; Mammalia; Chiroptera; Vespertilionidae.
CUUCGCAGCCAUCUUCGCGCGGGCGCUGUCAUGGGAGGUGCGGCUAAGAAGUGGAGACCCGGCCGGGGGCGGCGUCCCGGCUGGGGCGCACAAGCAGGCGGGGUCGACGAGGGCGCGGACGGCGUCCGGGGGCCCGGGGGCAGCGGGGGCCCAGGCGGCGGCGGGAGAGCAGCAGCAGCAGCACUGAUUGCAGCGCCCGGCGCCUCCGGGCUGGGGCUCCGGCCGCGCGGCCCGGACGCGUCCAGAAGCAGCCUCCGCCUCUGCUGCAACUGCCUCUGUCGCUGCUGCCUCCGCCGCUGCUGCAGCUGCUGCCACAGCCCCCGCCCCGAGCCCGGGCGCCGCCAGCUGCGGACCCGCCCCUGGCCUCCGCUCCACCUCCGCGAGGGCGUGGCGCGGCUCCGGGGAGGCGGGCGCGCCGGCGGCCAGCGGGGCCACAGCCGCCAGGCCCCCGAGAAGCGCUCGCGGCCGCCCCGGCGCCAACCGCCCGCCACCCGCGCGGCGGACUCGGCCUUCACUUUAAUGCUGGGCGGAGUCCCGGAGCCCGGGGGCGCCCGGCUGCCCGCCCCCUCCCCACCCACUGGGGCUCUUGGCCUGGGAGACCCCCGCCCCGACGUUCCGGCUUUGUGUGAUGGCUCCGUCACCACUGCUGCCCUCGACACGUCACAAAUCCGAGGAGAGGCCGGCCGGCCGGGAGUCCCCAACCCCGAACGCGAGCCUCCCCGGAAACCCGCCUCCGCCGCGUGGGUCCUGCCCGGCUCCCUCCGGGGAACGCGCGGGCCUGGCGCGCCACCCCCGGGCGGAGUUCCUCUUUCCAACUUGACUCCCUUACCUAACCGACUGUCCUCAGCAGAAUCCAGUUGCCCUGGAUUUCUUAAAGGUUUUAAGCUGUUUCUCUAACUUGGUAUUUAUUUAUUUCUUCCUUCUGGUGUCUAAAGACUGUGAUCAAGGCUGUCCUGCGCUCUUGGCAAGGCUUAGCCUGGCUCUGUGGGGUACUAAGAAGUUCAGAGGAUUACUUGGUGGCCUGUGGGGAGGGGCAGACCAACAACGCCCUGUGCCUGGUACAGGUUCUGGUGGCCCCACCUCCGGGGUGCCCUCGGUUUAGUCUUGUGUAGGGAUGGAGGCCAUCACGCAUAAAAUCACAGUAAGACCAAAACAAAGAGCAAGGAAACAAAAAAACCACCUCCCUGUGUGUAAGCGAAGACUCCAGAGAACGGGGGUGUCAGGGCAAGCUUUUAAGUAUAGAUUCCUAAGACCCCUCAAGUAGGUCUUUCCCACUGCCGGCACGUGACCUUGAGAGUGAGCAUGGCCACUCAGUGUUGGGAGCCUCUGGACAGCUGUAAACGUGGGAAGGCUUUUGUCAAGAGGAACCCAGGCUCCUGGUGCUUAUCCCACUGGGCCCUUGGCGCUGCAGCCACGGGAGGGGGGUGGGGGUGGGGGGUAGUGUUAUCAGUGGAAGGCAGUCUUCCUGCCCCCCACCCCAUCCUCCUAGAUACCUCCUCUCCAGAUUCCAAAUGUAGCUCCAUUCCUUGCUUAGCAGGCAGGGUUUCCUGAACUUGGAGGCUGUGCUGAGUACCUGGGGUCUGUCCUGAUCUCCCAGAAUCCAGGAGAUAAGCGAAGAAAAAUUGGGACAGCUCUGGCAGUUAGAAUUUGCUCAGUUUACACACAUUCCUCCUUGCCUACUACUGUCAGCUCCUCUAGCUGGCUUUUGGUUAGUUGCCCUUGGCUGCCCUUGCUAGUUACCAGAACCGGAUUUUGCUAGGAGAAUGAUUUGAGCAUGUCCUUCCGGGGAGGGUGGCCUGAGAACACCCUGUGAUUUACCCCAGAUCUGGCAGUCCCCAGAGUCAGCCCUGGGGCAGACAAAGAAAAGCAGAGUUGAUAAGCAGGAGGCAAUCUUUAUGGAAAAGAAAAACUCCCUCAUUUCUGCGGUCCUUUGCCAAUCCUGCCCCCAGGUUGCAGCACUCCAGGGAACUAGCUGAAGGGGAAUGGCUCCUUGUUUCUUUGACAGGUGUUCCAAUAUGUGUGUAGGCAUGGGCCCAGGUGGGGAGGAACAUCCCUUGCACUAGGCGGGGAAAGCCCUGCCAAGUAUCAUGGUUUAAACUUAUGAUGAGAAGAAUUUAUCUCAGUCUAUUGAGAUCUUGCUUCUAGGCGCAUCCUUUGUUUGGCUCAAAUAUAUUUUUAUAAUACAGAAACAAAAAACUUAUCAUGAGCUGCUCCUCAAUACUGUGGAACACCUGCCUUCAUGGCUCUUCUCCAGCAGAGAUAAGACCCCAGCCUGCUAGUGACCAGCUUUUUGGGGGGACAGUAAGAGACUACAGUGGGGCCUUGACUUAUGAGUUUAAUUCAUUCUGAGACCGAGCUCGUUAAGGAGCUCGUUAACUCAAAUUACUCUAUCAACUCAAUGCAAAAAAUCAGCCAAGAGACAGCUGGUAUCUCAAAAAACUCGUAAGUCAAGGCCCCACUGUAUAGGCACAACAACCAUGACUAAUUAGUAACAUUUGCCAAAAUCAAAGGCAUAUAAAAAGGGUGGUGGUGGUUUUUAUUUUUUAAUCUGAAAUCUCUUAGGUGAAAGUUUAGGACAAAUUCUGAUUGCUACCAAGAUAACUUGCUGAUCAGGUAAAGCUGAGCUCAGAGGAAGUAAUGAAGUUCAUAGGAGGUAUUGAUUUACUUCUUACCAGUGUCUAUGUGGCCUCCACUUUCAGUUCUUGGUUAUCAGGGUUCUCUCCAGCUACUCUUCAGUUUAUUAUUCAAGAUGAUUUUUUCUGUAUUUAAGUUGUAAUUUAAGUUUGGUCCUGGGAGGGUGUCAGCGUAGCUUCCAUUUAAUCUGCCGCCAUUUCCCUGCUCUGAAUCUAUAUCUUGCCUACUGGGUUUCUCAGUGGGACAAUAGGAGGCGAUAUGAAGACUCCUUUCUCCUUCAGGCUUUUGAUUAUUAGUUUUAUUCCUUCUGUAGCACCUUGUUUUAGAGCAGUGGUUCUCAAAUGCUGCUACCCUUUAAUACAGUUCCUCAUGUUGUGGUGACCCCCAAUUUCAUUGUUACAAAUUGAA